AUGAUCGAAUAUGCUAUCCGUUUCCAAUUUCGUGCUUCCAACAACGAGGUCGAAUACGAGGCACUUCUGGCAGGCCUUCAGCUUGCCCAAAGCGUGGGUGCCGAACAGCUGAUGAUAUGCAGCGACUCCCAACUCGUUGUCAACCAGGUCCCCAUAUCUGAGAACAGCCACGCCGAUGCUCUCUCUAGGCUCGCUUCGGCAAUCGACGACCGUGUCGGACGCCACGUCCCCAUAGAAGUUCUCGCUCGGCGGAGCACGACCGAAGCCGAUGUGAACACCAUCCGUCGGGAUCCUAGUUGGAUGGACCCGAUCCACGCCCACCUCACCGACGUCACCCUACGAACUGACAAAGCCGAAGCCAAGGCAGUACGACGACGAUCGGCUCGGUACCUUCUUUUGCAAGGCAUCCUCUAUCGGCGCAGCCACUCCCUGCCGUUGCUGAGAUAUGUUACACCACAACAAGGAGACUACAUCUUGCGUGAGAUACACGAAGGCGCAUGUGGUGACUACUCGGGAUCCCGAUCCUUGGCCUUCAAGGCCGUUCGCCAAGGCUAUUAUUGGCCAACUCUCCACGCUGACGCUACCCAGAUUGUGCAAAGGUGCGAUCCGUGCCAACGUUUCGGGUCUGUAUCGACAGUCCCUGCCGAACCACUCAAUCCGAUGACUAGCCCGUGGCCAUUUGCCUAA
Prunus armeniaca (apricot) is the source of this 687-nucleotide messenger RNA. Lineage: Eukaryota; Viridiplantae; Streptophyta; Magnoliopsida; Rosales; Rosaceae. The record is from the annotation of a GenBank genome assembly.